Parnassius mnemosyne (clouded apollo) is the source of this 1296-nucleotide messenger RNA. The record is from the annotation of a GenBank genome assembly. NCBI's taxonomy places the organism in Eukaryota, Metazoa, Arthropoda, Insecta, Lepidoptera, Papilionidae.
AUGGACGACGACCAGCAGUUUUGUCUGCGGUGGAACAACCACCAGUCAACUCUGGUGUCCGUGUUUGACACGUUAUUGGAGAAGGGCAUACAUGUGGAUUGUACCCUAGCUGCUGAAGGACAGAUGCUCAAAGCACAUAAAGUAGUUCUGGCCGCUUGCAGUCCCUAUUUCGAGAAAGUAUUAUCACAGCAAUUUGACAAGCAUCCAAUUAUUAUUCUUAAAGAUGUCAAAUAUGCAGAGUUAAGAGCUAUGAUGGAUUACAUGUACCGAGGUGAAGUAAAUAUAUCGCAGGACCAAUUAGCGGCAUUGCUUAAAGCAGCUGAGUCUCUACAGAUCAAGGGUCUCUCAGAUAAUAAGCCCUCAAGGCCACCGUCGCGCCCAGCACAGACUGUACCCGCACACCCGCCUCGAGCACCCUCCCCUCCACCUCAGGUACGCGAUGGUAGCGUGGACAGCCGAGCGAGCUCGCUGUCGCCGAGCCGCCGUCGGAAGAAGGCGCGGCGUUCGCUCGACGGCGAGGCGGCUAGUGAGCCGCCCCCCGCGGACGAGGCGCCCGCCGCCCCCACCCCGGCGCCCGCAGCCGCGCCCGCGCCCGCUCCCGUCGCCGCCCCCGCGCUCGCCCUGGCGCACCAGCCGGCGCCCAGAGACACGGUCGAGGACCUCACGCUGGACGAGGAGCACGACGACCCGCCUGCGCACCACAACGACGUCGUGCGCAAUUUCCAAUGGCACAUGGAACGAUCUCAAGAUGAAAUUAUGAACUCAAACGAUAGCAUCAGGGAGUCGCAAGGUCGUAAGUCGACGCCGCGGCAUAGUAUAAUGACGCGUAGUAAAAAAGUGAGCGAGGAUACCGGCAACACGACUACCCUGGCGAUAUUGAAGAACGUGACGUCGCACAACACGCCGCCGGAGGAGUCGAAGGAGAAUAAGAAGCAGCCGCCUAAAGCGAAGAGCCCCGCCUCACCGACGAACGAGGGGGAGAGGGAGACGGAAGGGGGCGGAGGUGGUGGGGGCGGGGGCGGGGCUCGGGGCGAGGCGCGCUACAACAUCUUCCCGCGCAGCGGCAGCCAGCUGCCGUGCGCGCAGUACAAGACGGAGAAGGGCUACCGCUGCCCCAACUGCCAGCGCUGCUACAACGCGCGCAAGAACCUGGUGCGCCACGUGACGCUGGAGUGCGGCCGCGAGCCGCAGUACAAGUGCCCGCACUGCGCCUACAGCAAGCACCGCCGCAACGAGCUCAAGAAGCACAUCGAGAAGAAGCACCCCGCGCACCACGCCGCGCUCGCCGUCAAGUGA